AUGUUUGGACAAAAUGAGGAUGAGAAAAUGGACGACAAAUCGAACCCUUUGGUCUUUGAGACCACGACCAUCACGUUCUUCAUCAUCCUCCUCAUUUGCUUCAUUUGUAUCCUCCUCUUAUUGGCAGUGUUUUUAUAUAAAUGUUUCAGAGGCAAGAAUGAAGAGUCAGUGAAUCUACUUUGUACUGAUGAGAACGAAGGUGAAGAUUGUUUAGCUGCUAAUGUGGAGAUGAACAAACCCGAGGAUCAAGACAAGGUCCUACUGCACUUGGUAAACAUGGACAUGCCUGUGAGACCUGGCAUCCUCGUCCAAAGACAGAGUAAGGGAGCCACGGCCCCACACUUAGGAGAGAACAUCGAAUUCGAAGAGGACAAAAACAGACAGAUAUUCGAGUCUGCGAAUGUUAGAGAAGCCAACUACAAGGGUGGGAUCGUUGAGAGAACACCCACGCGCGCCACCUUAACUCCUUCAGUUAUUGAAAGCCAAAAGAGACCUCUGAAAGGAGUGACGUUUUCUAAGGAGGUGAUUGUUGUGGAUCUUGGAAAUGAAUACGCCAGACCUCGAAGCUAUGCUCGAGAACAUAAAGAGAGAAAGUAA
Molecule: messenger RNA, 597 nt
Organism: Microtus oregoni (creeping vole)
Lineage: Eukaryota; Metazoa; Chordata; Mammalia; Rodentia; Cricetidae
Gene: Dema1
Product: chromosome unknown C2orf74 homolog
Exons: 4
Coding region: 1-597 (198 amino acids)
Source: RefSeq, a predicted model, not a curated record